UUCUCAUUCACUCCGUCGGCGUGCGUUUGUGGGGACGGGCAGUUGGAGUUAAGGAGUUGCCGGGCAAUAGUGCACCACAAACGUUUGUUCGGGAGGGGGACUUCGCAGCAAAUUACAACACAAAAAAGAAUCCCCGGCGACGACUUUCUUCUAAUACUUCACUGCAACGUCUGUAUUAGCUUACUCUAGAAUACCUGCACGGAAUCAAUGUGGUCUUAGCUGGCUAAUAAGCGAGAUAGGUUAGCCGGCUAUUUGCUAACGACAUCCUCCCUCACCGUCAUAGCAUCAUAACGUUAGCUUGCUAGCUUACCAGCGUGAAAUUUGCUCUUGAGGCAACAUCAACUUGACAGCCCCGUGUUGCUCCUAAGCGCAGUGCCUUGCUUGAGCGAGAAAUCAAGCUAGUGAGGCUAAUUAAGUAGCCAGCCAACGUUUUGAAGUAGACUGCUGGGGGUCGGAUCUUCGUUUCAACGUUAACCGUUGGUAUCAACAUCCAACUCCCACACCUUCACCAUUGCCCCUCUCCCACCACCCGAAACACUGGAAAUCCACAAGCGGCCGGAGAGCGGCGACGGGCCAGCGAAGCUGGGGGUGGUACCGGACGCACACGGAGUCUUGGAGGCUUCAGAUAAGCAUAGUCGUGGGGAUCUACCGACGACUAUGGACGGGCUGGCGGUGGAAGUUCGCGGCUCGAAUGGGGCCUUUUACAAGGGCUUCAUCAAGGACGUCCAUGAAGAUUCCCUCACAAUAGUAUUUGAAAACAACUGGCAGCCAGAGAGACAGCUGCCUUUCAGUGACGUUCGUCUACCUCCUCCAGCAGACUACCACAAGGACAUCGGCGAGGGAGAGGAGGUGGAGGUGUACUCGCGGGCCAAUGAGCAGGAGCCGUGUGGCUGGUGGCUGGCCCGGGUCCGAAUGAUGAAGGGAGAGGUGAGUCAGGGACUGUUCUACGUGAUUGAGUACGCCGCGUGCGACGCCACAUACAACGAGAUCGUCACGUCGGAGCGCAUCCGGCCCGUCAACCCCAACAGCCCCUCCUCCCGGACCUCCUUCCACAAAGUCCCCAUCGCCAUCCCCGAGGACCUCCAAGACAUCUGCGCCAACGACAACAUCCACAAAGAGUUCAGGAAAGCCAUCGGAGCCAACUGCAUCUUCUACAGCGCCGACUCCCACGAGCUCAUCGUGCUGUCGACGAACGAGACCAGCGUCAAGCGGGCCGCCCUCCUGAGCGACAUGCACUUCCGGAGCAUCCGCACCAAGCUCAUGCUCAUGUCCCGCAACGAGGAGGCCACCAAGCAUCUGGAGACCAGUAAGCAGCUGGCGUCGGCCUAUCAGGAGGAGGUGCGUGUGCGGGAGGACCUGAUGGGGCUGGCCAUCGGCUCACACGGCGCCAACAUCCAGCAGGCACGCAAGGUGUCCGGCGUCACUGCCAUCGAGCUGGAGGAGGAGAGCUGUACCUUCAGAAUCUACGGAGAGACCCCAGAAGCAGUGAAGCAGGCCAGGGUCUACCUGGAGUUCAAAGAAGACUUCUUCCAGGUCCCCAGGAACCUCGUAGGCAAGGUCAUCGGCAAGAACGGCAAGGUCAUCCAGGAGAUCGUGGACAAGUCUGGCGUGGUGCGGGUGCGCAUCGAAGGGGACAACGACAAAAAGCUUCCCCGGGAGGAGGUAGGCAGGCAGGGGGCAGGCAGAGACCACACUGCUGCUGGCAACAAAGAGGGCAUGGUCCCCUUUGUGUUUGUGGGAACCAAGGAGAACAUCAGCAAUGCCCAGGCCCUCCUGGAGUACCACGUGGCCUACCUACAGGAAGUGGAGCAGCUCCGCCUGGAGCGCCUCCAGAUAGACGAGCAGCUGCGUCAGAUCGGCGUGGGCUACCGCACCGCGCCCGCUCGCACCGGGGGCCCGGGCGGCGACCGGGAGAAGGGCUACCUGACGGACGAGAGCAGCAACUCCCUCCACACCUCCCGCACCUACGGGGGCCGCGGCCGGGGCCGCAGGCCCUCCAACUCCCAAUACUCUGGAUACGGCACCAACUCUGAGCUCUCCAACGCCUCAGAGUCUGAAGAGGUGUCGGAGCGCGACCAGCGCCCCCGCGGCGUGGGAGGGGACGACAGGGGCUCCCGCCGCGGUGGCAGGGGGCGGGGCACCAACACGGGGCGUGGCCGAGGGGGCCCCAGCUCUAGGCCUACCAACUCCAUCAGCUCAGUCUUGAAAGAUCCCGACAGUAACCCCUUCUCCUUGCUGGAGGGGGAGGGCGAGCUGGCCGGAGACACAGACACCAGCGAUGGCGGGGUUCCCGGCGACCGCCGGAGACGCUCGCGCCGUCGCCGUAACGACCAGGAGCCCAGCGUGAUGGACGCCGCCGCCAUUGAGUCGGACGGCCAGGCCGGCCCCAACGAGAACGGACUUGACGAAGAGGGACGCCCGCAGCGCCGCAACAGGAGCCGCCGCCGCCGUAACCGCGGAAACCGCCCCGAGGGCGGCUCGGCCAGCCGCGACAGACAGCCAGCUGACAGCGUGACCGUGGCAGAUUACAUCUCCAGGGCAGAGUCCCAGAGCAGACAGAACCUGCCCCAGAAGGACACACCCGCUGCCCCCGAGCCCAAGGAAAACGGCAGCAGCACCAAGAGAGAGGAGCGCACGCCCGCCAAGCGUUCCCCUAGCAACGGCAUGGCCACGCCCAGCGAGACCCUGACUCUGGUCAACGGCGUCUCGUAGAGCGUCUGGACACGCCCCCUAACGACCCACCACCAUGUCUAGAGCAAGACUUCAUGGCAAACUCUGUCCCUGCUUGCAUUAACUUAAAAACCUUUAAAACAGGAUGAGUGAAAAAUACCUGACAAAAUACCUGAAAUUCAUACUUACGAGAGUGGGGGGGAAAGUACAAAAAAAUGACAAGCAUCUACUUAAAACACACGUUAACGGUGUAUGUAUCCUAUCUAUCAGUGCUUAGUGCUAAUUAAAAAAAAAAAAACGUACAAAAAAAAGAAAAGACUAGCUUGCCAAAAAGGAGCUGGUGGACUUGAUUUUAAAAGAAAUACUGUCACAACGAGAAACAGGACAAGGCUUAAUUACUUUUUCUUUUCCUGGAACGGUUCGUUCUAUUCGAUCUGUUUAUUUUAUUUCAUUUUCUGUUUUCUUUUUUUGUUUGUUCACUGGUUUUUGAACUUGAGGUCAUCGUCCAGGUUGAACAGACGAAUCUCUGAACAGUGUUACAGCCUGUGGAGGAGAGAAAAUGCAGCUGAUGUAAGAAUGAGAAAGCUAGCAUUGUCGCGGUGAGGUGCCCAGGAGUCUUCGGGCCCUGUACCUCAGAGUUGAGACAGACAGGCAGACAUACAGACACAGACAGACAGGAGGAUAGGUGAUCAUUGAUAGACAUUGUGCCUUGAAUUUGAAAAAAAGAAAAAAGAAAAAAAAAACUUCUGAGUUUUUUUUUUUUUGUUUUGUUGUUUUUCCGUUUGUUUCACGAGUGAGAAGGGAGAGAUGGAGAGAUGGGCGUUCAGUCUUUUCUUUUUAUUCCUAAAGAGAGAACAGACCAGCAGAGGCUGAGGGAAGAGAGGACGAGUGGCGAGUAGUUUUAAGGGAGUGACUGGCCAGGAAAUGACAAAUCUGGUGCCAAACAUGAAAUUCAAGGCGCUUGUCCUCAGAGUGGAUUGGACAGCGUUGGGGAGGUGUGUGUGUGUGUGUGUGUAGGUAUUGUAUGUAUGUGUGCACAGUUGAGUAGUGAACCUGUAGUGAGAGGAGCAACAGAAUCGUGGCUUAGCCCAGAAGUCACAAGGCCUGAUUGGCUACCCCCCCCCCCCACCACCUGUCCCUCUACAGUGAUGUCACUCACAGAGCCUUACAGACACAACUGACAGAUUGUGAACGUGAAUCUGACAUAUGGAUUGUGGGAUAUGAAUGACAGAUUCACAGAGAUCUGCCUGGUGGCUGUUUCUCCAGAACCUCCAGGUUGCGGGGGGUAAGGGUCUCCAGCUUCUAACCUCACUAGCCAGCACCCGGGUGAACCACUGGGGGAGCCGGGGGGUAAGGGUCUCCAGCUUCUAACCUCACUAGCCAGCACCCGGGUGAACCACUGGGGGAGCCGGGGGGUAAGGGUCUCCAGCUUCUAACCUCACUAGCCAGCACCCGGGUGAACCACUGGGGGAGCCGGGGGGGGGGGGGGGGGGGUCGGAACCUGAGCACACUGUGGCCGGGGGAGGGGGACGUCUUAGAGGAGACCAGACUGUGGGCACAGGACAGGACAGGAGACACACACACACACACGAGCAGAUGUACACACUGGAGACAUGAGUACACUGGGCAGACACUUGUGGACAGGGCGGGUAGCGCUCACUGGAGACAUGAGUACACUGGGCAGACACUUGUGGACAGGGCGGGUAGCGCUCACUGGAGACAUGAGUACACUGGGCAGACACUUGUGGACAGGGCGGGUAGCGCUCACUGGAGACAUGAGUACACUGGGCAGACACUUGUGGACAGGGCGGGUAGCGCUCACUGGCCUACAGCAUGGUUGCCCCCCGGGGGUCACUGUGUGGUCGACCGGCGGGUUCAUGGAGUAGUGACGGGGAAGGGGAGGGGGACCACGCGCAAGUGGGGUGGGGACGGACAGGGAGCAGGAGAGACUGUUACUGUUGUGUAGGUUACCGCUCUCAACUCUUUUGUUUUUUUUGUUGUUGUUCUUUCCACACCAUAGAAAAAUACGAAAUAAAAAAAAAUGGAAGUCAAAUCAACCGUGUUGGAAAUGAACUUUUUGAUCUUCGAUUUUGCUUUCCGUCAUGUGAGUUUGCAGUCUUUUUUUGUGUUGUUUCUUUUUCUAACAUGCAUGGUUAUUUCGCUGUUUUAACCCUGCAUGGAAGAGAUCAACCUGUCAUCUGACACUUUGGAUUGUUUGUCUCCCACACCACAACUGCUGCUAACUUAGACCAUGAAUGUCCUAGGCCCCCCCUUAAAGAGAGCCUGUGUUGUAUCUGACGUUCAACACCCACCAAACAGACCACCCAUCGUACCCCACUCUAUCGGGGAGGAAACGGCCAGGCUGAUAUCUAGCCCACAGAAAACCCAAGUAAAUGACUCUUUCAGAACCCAGACUCGAGGAGUCAGAUUUAGAAUCACUCAUGAAUUGUGCUGCUGCCCCUGUUGUGCUCAAAUGUGUUUUUUGUUUAGUUUUUUUGUGUGUUUGUGUCUGGAAGAGCGAGAGGUGGUGAGAGUUGGUACCUGUGUUCAGUUGUGCAUGCUUGCAUGGGAAGGAGAGAGUGCUGGAACACAGUCUCGUGGUUGUGAGUACUUGUCUUACCUGUAUACAACACGUGUGUGUGUGACGGCACUGUAUGCCCCUUAAUGUAUCUAUCACUUCUGUUGUAUGAUGUGUGUGUGUGCGCGUGUGUCUAAGAAGGUCUGUUGAAGCACUCCUCACUACUGUCAGGUAUAUGUCUGGUCUUGUGUACUGAUGAUGGCAAUAAAGGACUUUUCAUUGUUUGAUACAUA
Messenger RNA from Hypomesus transpacificus, 5481 nucleotides. RefSeq names its product fragile X mental retardation, autosomal homolog 2 (gene fxr2). Lineage: Eukaryota; Metazoa; Chordata; Actinopteri; Osmeriformes; Osmeridae. Bases 658 to 2712 code for a protein of 684 amino acids. Gene Ontology annotation, molecular function: translation regulator activity; protein homodimerization activity; mRNA 3'-UTR binding. Gene Ontology annotation, biological process: central nervous system development; regulation of mRNA stability; positive regulation of protein phosphorylation. The record is from RefSeq and is a predicted model, not a curated record. Gene Ontology annotation, cellular component: neuronal cell body; dendritic spine; postsynaptic density. The transcript has 17 exons.